This is a messenger RNA of Leishmania mexicana MHOM/GT/2001/U1103, 951 nucleotides long. RefSeq lists its product as hypothetical. The record is from RefSeq and is a predicted model, not a curated record. NCBI's taxonomy places the organism in Eukaryota, Euglenozoa, Kinetoplastea, Trypanosomatida, Trypanosomatidae. The transcript has a single exon. The coding region runs from base 1 to 951 and encodes 316 amino acids.
AUGAGGCGCCGUGAGGCGGAGUCUGCAGCCCGCUUCUAUAUGGCGGGUAUCCUAGUGGGCCUGUUUGGUCUUCUCCUCUCCUGCGGCUACAGCUUCGGUCUCUUUCACGCACCGGACAAGGUGGAGCAGCUAAACGCCGCUAUCCGCGCCGUGGAAGGGAGACAGGUAGCGUUGCUGCUGGAUUCAGUAUUCUCGAACGGGACCCGCUUCGACGCCAAGGGCCACAUGCACCCUCUUUACUCGCUCGCGUGCGUCCAGGAAGAGGAGACGGAGGAGGCGCGGCGCAUGAUCCGCAACGUCGCGCGCCGGUUCCGUACCGAGCCGUUUGACAUCGGCUACGCUUACCACCCCUUGACCGCCGCUUACCGGCACCACCGCUACGCCGUAGCACAGGCGCUUAUCGAAGAGUGGCGGCGUCCCGUGCCUGACGUGAGCGAGGAAGAAGCGGUGAUGGACGAGGUGUACGCCUCCUCCCUCACAGUGUCGGAGCUGCAGCGUGUGGACCCGAGCGUGCACGUGUAUUGCCGCGACGCGGAUGCGGCACGAUGUCGUGCGCUCGAUCCCGAGCGCAUCCGCGACGCGUCGAACAGCCGCCUUGAAGCGGCCUACAGGCAGCGCUUUGGUCAAACACAGGAGAUGCCGGCUGUGACGCCGUACCGCGACACAGACAUGCCAUCGAAGAUAGUAGCCCCCGCGUCGACGGUUCGGGCUGCGUUCUGGGACGAUCCGUUCCGGCCAGUCGUCCCCGACCUGCUGCCCCCACGCACCGCGAUGAUGAUGAACCCUGGCUACUUUGACAGCGUGCUGGAUCAGCUCUCCUACACACUGCUAGGGCACAUGGAAGGAUCGUCAACGGUGGUGGCGUUUGUCUUGUUUGCCAUGUGCACAAUGUGUUUAUUCCUCGGUACGUGGUGUGCAGGCGUGUCCUACUGGCUGCUGCACUACACUUGA